Rhopalosiphum maidis (corn leaf aphid) is the source of this 1380-nucleotide messenger RNA. RefSeq lists its product as uncharacterized. The record is from RefSeq and is a predicted model, not a curated record. Bases 16 to 993 code for a protein of 325 amino acids. NCBI's taxonomy places the organism in Eukaryota, Metazoa, Arthropoda, Insecta, Hemiptera, Aphididae. The transcript is spliced from 6 exons.
ACGACGAAGGAAACGAUGGCAGCUACUGUCGCCUCGAAGUCGUGUAAACGAGACGCCGAAAUGAUAGCGGACGGCAUGUCGGACACGGCGGGUAAGCUAACCGCGGGUUGUCGUCGGAGGACGGCGGCGGUUGCGUCGUCAUCGGGUGGACAGUCGCGUACCGCGGUGACCGUGCUGUCCGUGGUGAUGGUCGCCUGUGCCGUGGCGGCUGUCGACUUGCAACACGCGGCCGCCGCUUGUCAACACUGGCUGUCGACGAUGUUCCAGUCGGCCGCCGAUCAACAGUGUGCAUUGACGUUACCGGACUUCUUUGAAGAUAUAUUACGACCGCCAAUUGAUUGUUCCUACUGCCAAGGAUUAGAUGCUAUUGAGAAAGUUUUCAAUCUAUCAGUCGAAAAUUUUGAAAAGUACUACGCGUAUACAGGACGGCCUGUAGUAGUCGUCGAAGACUCCAGCAGUGUCAAGCGGUCGGCUGAUUUUGGGUUUAGACUUUUUAAAAACUUGUCCGAUUCUAAACUUUUAACGCCGUGCCAGUUUUUUCCGUACAAAACCGAAUUCAACUCGCUCGAAGAAGCUCUAGAUAUGGACAACGAACGGGCUAUGAUGGUGCCCGGAUUUGCACCGUGGUACAUUGGAUGGAGCAAUUGUGAACGUAAAUCGAUAAAUCGUUUGAAGGAACAUAUAACUCUACCGAGUUUCUUACCAACACUGUCAGACAGGAAGCAAACCCUAUGGAUUUUUAUGGGCACACCCGGUCACGGAGCACCGAUGCACAUCGACAAAGUGGAAUUUCCAUCGUGGCAAACACAAAUCAGUGGAUACAAAAAAUGGACGUUACGUACGCCAGCCGAAUGUUUUUUCAAAUGCAAACGAAUGUUCGAAGUAUUCAUGGAACCUGGUUCGACAAUUGUACUGGAUACAAACAUUUGGUACCAUGAAACGCAAACCAUUGGUCAGGAUAUCAGCAUAACUGUGGGUGGCGAAUAUGAUUGAGAUACAAGACAUACACAAAGAGUAUUGUAGGUACUUAAAUAUUAGAAAUCAUGAACACUAUAACUGCAAUGGCUUUUUUUUUAUUUUAAAUUAUUAACAUACACCAGCUAUAUAUAAGAAAUUUAAGACAAUUUUAUUAUUUUAAUUUUAAAUAUAGAUAAUAUUCUACUGUAAACAUUUAAUUUAUCAUAGUUAAAUUGUAAUAAUCUAACCAAAUCAUAUUAUUUUAAUAAUGGAUAUUUACCCUGUGAUCGCAAUAAAUCUAGAAAACAUAAUAUUAUUUCAUUUGUAACAAUAAGUGUUAUUUUAGAGAGCGGAUUGAAAAAUAUACAAUACAAUCGUAUUGUAAAUUAAUCUUAAGAACCCUGUAGUUUAUUAUAUUUGUAU